Ixodes scapularis (black-legged tick) is the source of this 1152-nucleotide messenger RNA. RefSeq names its product gastrula zinc finger protein XlCGF49.1-like. Gene Ontology annotation, biological process: regulation of transcription by RNA polymerase II. Gene Ontology annotation, cellular component: nucleus. Lineage: Eukaryota; Metazoa; Arthropoda; Arachnida; Ixodida; Ixodidae. The transcript has 2 exons. The coding region runs from base 143 to 760 and encodes 205 amino acids. Gene Ontology annotation, molecular function: RNA polymerase II cis-regulatory region sequence-specific DNA binding; DNA-binding transcription factor activity, RNA polymerase II-specific. The record is from RefSeq and is a predicted model, not a curated record.
GCAUCCAAAUAAAAGUUUGUCUUCACUCCUUACAGAAAUUUCCCACGCAGCAUCCGACAACGAAUGCCAAAGAACGGACUGCGAGGACAGGGGCGCGGAGCUCUCCUCCCAAGGAGUUGAAAUCCGGAGGCAACCGUGCAAGAUGGACCCGCAGAGUUGGACGGACGGCGGUGCGACUUCUGCCCCCAAUCUUAUGAUGCCCAGAGAACUAACACCAGACUGGAACGGAGCAGGCUAUGGCGACAAGGUGGAUACUUUUGACCGUGACAGCUGCAGGGGUGACACCUCUCCCCCCACCAACCGGUCGGGCCCACAGAAGCCGCAAACGCACCGACGACCGGACAAGCACCCGUGCCGCUUCUGUCCUUACUCGACCACUUCCGCAGCAAAUGUCGCCAUCCACGAGAGGACACACACUGGAGAGAGGCCCUUCAGUUGCGGUGCCUGCAAGAAAACGUUCGCGCGGAAGGCUCACUUGAUAUCUCACGUUAAAAUUCACACCGGAGAGAAGCCGUUCAAGUGCAACACGUGCAGCAGGGCGUUUAGUCAUAAACGCACCUUGGCGGAUCACGAAAGAAUUCAUACCGGAGAGAAGCCGUUCAAGUGCAACACGUGCAGCAGGACAUUUAUUCAGAAAUGCAUCUUAACUAAUCAUGAGAGGACUCACACAGGAGAGAAGCCGUACAGGUGCGAGACCUGCAGCAGAGCGUUUGCGGCUUAUAGCAAUUUACACACUCAUCGGAAGAUGCAUCACAACUGAUCGAAACAGCAACGUGCAUCAUAGUUGUGCAGGGGAUUUAAACGAAAUACUGGACCUCCGACGUGUGUUCAUUUCAUUUGGCGAUAGACCUGCAGGGGUUUUACUUGCGAGCAGUGUGUGUUUCGCAUGGUUCAAAAUGUUUCCGCCUCUUACUAAUCGCGUAAACACAGCUAAAAAAUGUGAAUUUACCUUAGAGUAAGGGACCAGAGUUCUUUUUUGUACACGAGAAAAAGAAAAUAGUUGAAGCCUUAUCUUGUUUUAUUCAUUUAGCGUCAUUAAUCACGUGAUGCACCUGGAGUCUAUGUUGUCUGUAGGGCCACUUACGUUCCUCACAAGUCGGCCUACUCAUGACCAUAAAUAUACGAACUUAUAAAAUACCUAAAGUCUUUCAA